Nanorana parkeri is the source of this 434-nucleotide messenger RNA. It is a transcript of the gene LAD1, whose product is annotated as ladinin 1. The transcript is spliced from 4 exons. The record is from RefSeq and is a predicted model, not a curated record. Lineage: Eukaryota; Metazoa; Chordata; Amphibia; Anura; Dicroglossidae. Bases 60 to 434 code for a protein of 124 amino acids.
CAAGGUGUCCAUGUGAACCAGGAAGACAGGUGUAUGCGUACAGCCUGCAGCUUGUGGACAUGUCUAUCAGCCGGGGGAACUGGUCUUCUCUCUCCAGGAUGGCCCAGCAGUGGAUUGAAGAUGAUGAAGAGGAACAAAUACGAGAAAGGAGGAGACGAAAUCGUGAUGAACCAGCAGCAACCAGAGUAGUGGAAGUCUCUACUGGAACUGACGGCUCCAGUUCACAGUCAACUGCUUCAGCUGCAAGCCCCAAGGACAAGAAGGAGUUAAUAAAUAAAAAACAACUCGAGAACCGUCAAGUUCAAAGUGAAGAAAAAAUUGAAACACCUAAGAAACACCUUGAAAGCAAAAAGCUAACCGGCACUGAUGUAGAAGAAAGAAAGAGUUUCCCAAAAGACAACCAAAUUCACUGUCAGAAUUUUCAGCUUGAAUGA